UCCUCCCCUCAUUCUCUGCAAGACUUUCUGUCUGCAAGAACAUUCUCUGAAUGAAGCUGUCUCAUCACAAGGUUUGAAAGUAAGAUAUUUUCAGAAAAUGCCCUCUCAGGAACAUGGCCAGGGGGCAGUGGCUGGAGUGUUUCUUGAAACAUCAAAUGAGACUCUAACCAUAUACCAAGCACUGAAGAAACGUUUACUAAAACCAGGGACAUGUUUGGCCCUUUUAGAAGCCCAAGCAGCAACUGAGGGAAUCAUUGAUCCUAUCAAGAACAGAAAACUGUCAGUGGAAGAUGCUGUCAAAGAAGGAAUUGUGGGUCCAGAGAUGAAUGACAAACUACAAUUUGCCGAAAAGGCUCGGCUGGGUUAUUUGGAUCCUUAUACCAACCAACCAAUCUCAAUAUUCCAGGCCAUGCAGAAAGAUGUGGUUUCAAAAGAAUAUGCCAUCAGACUGCUUCAGGCACAGAUUUCUACUAGAGGGAUUUAUGACCCAAUUGAGAAAUGUUAUAUUUCAGAAGAGCAAGCCUGUGAGAGGGGGCAUUAUGAAAAAGGCAUAGUCACAGACCAGACUGAUGCAAUUAGAGUCUUGUAUGAUCCCAACUCUCAGGAAAAUCUCUCAUAUCCACUUAUGAUGGAGAAAUGCACUAUAGAUUCACAAACUGGUUUGCUACUACUCCCGGUCUCUAUAACAUUCAAAGGGCUUCGUAAGGGAGUGUCAUCGCAUGAAAUGCUAGAAUCAAAAAUUAUUGACCAGGAAACAUAUGAAGAUCUACAAAAAGGCAAGACCACAGCUAAGAGUUUAAUGCUCUUAGAGACAGUGAAGGAGUAUCUGGAAGGAAAAGGGAGCAUUGGGGGAGUGAUACUGCCAUCCUCUAAUAAAAAAAUGAGCAUUUAUCAGGCAAUGAAGCAAGGCAUCCUCAUGCCUGGAACAGCAUUAGUACUACUAGAGGCACAGGCAGCUACUGGAUUCAUGAUUGACCCUAUUGAAAACAAAAAGUUGAGUGUUGAUGAUGCUAUCAAAAACAAACUUGUAGGACCGGAACACCAUGCAAAACUGCUUACAGCAGAAAGUGCAGUCACUGGUUACAAAGAUCCUUACACAGGGGAAAUAAUUUCACUGUUUCAGGCUCUAUCUAAAGAUCUUAUUGUGAAAGCACACGGCAUCCGCUUGCUUGAGGCACAAAUUGCCACAGGUGGAAUUAUUGAUCCAAUAAAUAGCCACAGAAUUCCUGUAGAUGUUGCAUACAACCGAGGUUUCUUUAGUAAGGAGAUGAAUGACAUCCUUAAAGAUUCUGGAGAUGAUACCAAAGGAUUCUUUGAUCCAAACACAAGAGAAAAUCUUACUUACUUGCAGCUGAUAAAUCAUUGUGUCAUUGAUCCUGCCACAGGCAUCACAUUGCUCCCUCUACAUGAGGAAAAUGGUAGCCAAAAUCACAAGUUCAUUGACUAUAAAAUCAAAGUUACCUUCAAGGAUGUUAUGGUUAAAGUACAAGGUGGAAAGUACAAGGGAAUGACCAUUUCAAUUUGGGAAUUACUGAUGUCUGAAUACUUCACUGAAGCACAAAGGCAGGAUAUUAUUCUGCAGUACAAGAAUGGAAACCUUACAACUGAGAUGAUAAUCACCAACAUCCAGAAGGUUAUUGAACACUCAGAGAAAUCAACCACUGUGAAUUUUGAAGGCAUCAGAGAACAAGUCACUGCAGAUCAACUAGCUGAGGCUGGCAUAAUUUCCAUGAAAGAUUUGGAGAAACUCAAAAAUGGAAAUAUAACUGUAGAGGAUGUUAUACAGGAUGAAUCAGUGCAAACAUACCUACAAGGUAAGGGAAGCAUUGCAGGGGUUUUACUUCCUGACUCACAAAUUCUGACAAUCUACCAGGCCAAACAAAGAGGAGUGCUAAGACCAGGAACAGCACUCAUUCUACUGGAAGCACAGGCAGCAACAGGAUUCAUCAUUGAUCCAAUUGCAAACCAAAGGUUUUCAGUGGAUGAUGCCAUUAAGGCUAGAGUAGUGGGGCCUGAGUUUCAUAUAAACCUGCUCUCAGCUGAAAAGGCAGUAACAGGCUAUAAAGACCCAUACACAAACACAACCAUAUCUUUGUUCCAGGCAAUGCAGAAAGAGCUGAUCCUGAAAGAUCAUGGAAUUCGUCUUCUGGAAGCCCAGAUUGCCACUGGAGGUAUAAUUGACCCAGUAAAUAGUCACCGAAUUCCAAUCAAUAUUGCCUACAAAAAAGGCUACUUUGAUGUUAAAAUGAAUGAAAUUCUGCUUGAUCCUUCAGACGACACAAAAGGUUUCUUUGACCCGAACACUCAUGAAAAUCUUACCUAUCUACAGCUGAUGGACAGAUGUGUCACUGAUCCUAGUACAGGCCUCCGACUUCUGCCAAUCAAAGGAAAAGACAAGGGAAUCAAAAUACUUGACAACAUCAAAGAGACAUUCCAAGCUAUUGUUGUCACUGUGAAGUAUGGUCGAUUAAGAAACAAGCAUGUGACACUUUGGGAUCUCAUUAACUCUGAAUAUUUAUCAGAGGAAAAAAGACAGGAACUGCUUCAACGGUACAAGUCAGGGACUGUAACGGUGAAGGAAAUCAUUACAAUAAUCCUUGAAAUUAUUGAGAACAAAGAAGUUGUGAGGAACACUGAUCUCUACAUCCAGGGUCUAAGGAAAACAAUCUCUAUUUUGGAUCUUCUGAAACUGAAGAUUAUAGAUGAAGAAACAUACAAAAGUUUGCUUGAGGGGAAACUUACAAUUAGGGAACUUCUUCAAAGGAAUUCUGUUAGGGAUGCCGUAGGAGGAAAUAGCUGCAUAGCUGGUGUGAUUCUUAAACCAUCAGGUCAGAAAAUGAGCAUCUAUGAAGCUAGGAAAAGGGGUUUGCUUUCCCCUGGUACUGCACUUUGCCUUCUAGAAGCACAGGCUGCCACUGGUUUCAUUGUUGACCCUAUAAAGAACCAAAGAUUCACUGUUGAGGAGUCCUUAAAACAGCAGUUAGUUGGACCAGAGCUAUAUGAAAAGCUUCUGUCUGCUGAGCAGGCAGUAACUGGAUACAAAGAUCCUUACACUAGAGAAAAUAUAUCACUUUUCCAAGCCAUGAAGAAGGAUCUCAUUCUGUACCAGCAUGGCAUACGUUUACUGGAAGCCCAAAUUGCAACUGGUGGCAUAAUUGAUCCUGUAAAAUCUUUACAUUUGCCUUGUGAAGCUGCAUACAGAAUGGGUUAUUUUGAUGCAGAAAUGUACAAGACCCUAUUGGAUCCAAGUGAUGACACGAAGGGAUUUAUUGACCCCAAUACACAGGAGAACAUAACUUACAAGGAGAUGAUAAAAAGGAGCAUCAAAGAUCCUGACACUGGAGUGAACCUUCUGCCACUGGCUGUCAAGGGAAAAUUUCAAGAAAAAGAAGAGGAAAUCCUCUCAGAUUCUGAAAUAAAAAAGGAGUUUGAAAAACAUACAGUUUCUGUUUCUUUUGGAUGCUUUUCUGGACAUCCCAUUUCUCUGUGGGAGUUGAUUCAUUCUAUGUAUUUCACUCAUGAACAAAGACAAAGUUUCAAAGAACAAUACCGAUCAAAUAUGGCAAAACUUCAAGAUAUAGCCACUAUGGUCAUUACAACUAUAGCUGAACUGGAAAAGAAGAAAGCAACCCCUCAAACAACAAUGGGUCUGAGAAAACCUGUUUCUAUUAAACAACUUUUUGAUUAUGAAAUCAUUGAAGCCUCUACGUACCAGGAUUUGCAAAAUGGGGAAAUUGCUUUAGAAGAAGUGGUAAAACAUGAUUCAGUGCAACAUUAUUUGAAGGGCACAGGAAGCAUUGCUGGAGUGAUACUUCAACCAACUGAAAAGGUGAUGUGCUUAUAUGAAGCCAAAACGAAAGGACUGCUAAGUCCUGAUAUGGCACUGAUAUUGCUUGAAGCUCAGGCAGCAACAGGUUUUAUGAUCGAUCCAAUAAAGAACAAUUAUCUCACUGUUGAAGAGGCUGCCAAAGAGAGCCUCAUUGGUCCAGAUUUGCUUGAGUAUUUAUUUUUAGCUGAAAAAGCUACCACUGGAUUUACAGACCCAUACACUGAUGAGCUAAUAUGCUUAUUUGAAGCUAUGAAAAAAGAUCUAAUCCCCCAAAAUCAUGGACUCAGACUCUUAGAGGCACAGCUGGCUACAGGGGGAAUCAUUGAUCCAGUUUGUAGCCAUCGGCUGCCUACUAGUCAUGCCAUAAAACAUGGGCUCCUGGAUGAGGAGGUCUGCCAGCUUCAGAUGAAUGUUCGUGAUGAUACAACAUGGUAUUCUGACCAAAACACAAAAGAAAAACUGACUUACCAUCAGCUUAGACAGAGAUGUGUCAGAAGUUCUGGCACAGGUCUUCUUCUUUUGCCUGUUGCUGAACAUAAUGAGAGAUCAGCUUACACUGAUGAGCAAGUAAAAGCUGUCUUCAAAGAGAAGUCUAUUGACAACAUUGCAGGAAAGUUUGAAGGACUCCGAGUGUCCUUGUGGGAUGUCAUAAUGUCGGAAUACAUAACAACAAAAAAGAGAGAGCAGCUAAUUGAAGAUUACAAGUCAGGCAAAUUAGCAUUACAGGAAUUAAAACAAAUAGUUACAACAAUUGUAAUUGAAGUGACAACAAAGAAACAUUCCUUUAAAGGCCUCAGAAAAAAGGUUUCAGCAAGUGAGCUUUUUGAAUCAAAAAUUAUAUCUGGAAAAAUGUUAAAUGAAAUUAUCAAUGAGGAAGUAACAGAUGAGGAAAUAAAUCAAACUGACCAAAUCCAAAAAUAUCUUGGAUCAACAAAUUGCAUUGCAGGUGUGUUUGUACAGUCCACUAAAGAGAAAAUGAGCAUUUACCAAGCCAAAUGCAAAGGACUAUUGAAACCUGGAACCUCACUGGUUUUACUGGAGGCACAGGCAGCUACUGGAUUCAUGAUUGAUCCAGUGAAGAACAAUAAACUCUCAGUAGAGGAAGCAGUAGCUCAGGGACUAGUGGGGUCUGAAUGGAAAAACAAACUGCUCUCUGCUGAGAGGGCAGUCACUGGCUAUACCGACCCCCACACAGGAAACGUCAUUUCAUUGUUCCAGGCCUUGAAGAAAGAUCUUAUUGUCAAGGACCAUGGCAUUCGUCUCCUGGAAGCACAGAUCGCUACUGGUGGCAUUAUUGAUCCAGUGCACAGUCACCGUGUGCCAGUGGAGGUGGCCUACCAGAGAGGAUACUUUGAUGAAGAAAUGAACCAAAUCCUUGCCACCCCAGAUGACGACACCAAGGGCUUCUUUGAUCCCAACACGGAGGAAAAUCUCACAUACUUGCAGCUUGUUGAAAGGUGUGUGAAAGAUGCAGAAACAGAUCUAAGCCUGCUUGUUGUAGUAAAGAAAGGAGAAUUUUAUUUCUUUAUUGAUGAAUGUACAAAGACAAUUCUUAAAACCACAACCACGGACCAGGCAGGAGGAAAAUUCCAGGGACAGGUGGUGUCUCUUUGGGAACUCUUAUACUCUAAAUACAUCACAGAGGAAAAGAGAAGAGAUCUGGUGCAGCAGUUUAAGUCUGGCACAAUAACGAUUGAAUACUUUUUGGAGCAUGUUCUGACAAUUGUACAGCAGAAAACCUCUAGCAUUCCUGUUAUUACCCCACCCAAAAUAUCAAAGGUUCUAACCUUCAAAGGCAUCAAAAAACAAGUGUCAGCUCAGGAUUUGCUGAAAUCUAAAAUCAUUAAUGAGAAAAUUUAUGAAGAACUCACUGCUGAAAAGGUUACGGUGGAACAAGUAAGCCAAAUUGAUUCUGUGCGCAAGUAUCUGCAAGGAACUAACAGCAUUGCAGGUGUGUUUGUACAGUCCACUAAAGAGAAAAUGAGCAUUUACCAAGCCAGAUGCAAAGGACUAUUGAAACCUGGAACCUCACUGGUUUUACUGGAGGCACAGGCAGCUACUGGAUUCAUGAUUGAUCCAGUGAAGAACAAUAAGCUCUCAGUAGAGGAAGCAGUAGCUCAGGGACUAGUGGGGUCUGAAUGGAAAAACAAACUGCUCUCUGCUGAGAGGGCAGUCACUGGCUAUACCGACCCCCACACAGGAAACGUCAUUUCAUUGUUCCAGGCCUUGAAGAAAGAUCUUAUUGUCAAGGACCAUGGCAUUCGUCUCCUGGAAGCACAGAUCGCUACUGGUGGCAUUAUUGAUCCAGUGCACAGUCACCGUGUGCCAGUGGAGGUGGCCUACCAGAGAGGAUACUUUGAUGAAGAAAUGAACCAAAUCCUUGCCACCCCAGAUGACGACACCAAGGGCUUCUUUGAUCCCAACACGGAGGAAAAUCUCACAUACUUGCAGCUUGUUGAAAGGUGUGUGAAAGAUGCAGAAACAGAUCUAAGCCUGCUUGUUGUAGUAAAGAAAGGAGAAUUUUAUUUCUUUAUUGAUGAAUGUACAAAGACAAUUCUUAAAACCACAACCACGGACCAGGCAGGAGGAAAAUUCCAGGGACAGGUGGUCUCUCUUUGGGAACUCUUAUACUCUAAAUACAUCACAGAGGAAAAGAGAAGAGAUCUGGUGCAGCAGUUUAAGUCUGGCACAAUAACGAUUGAAUACUUUUUGGAGCAUGUUCUGACAAUUGUACAGCAGAAAACCUCUAGCAUUCCUGUUAUUACCCCACCCAAAAUAUCAAAGGUUCUAACCUUCAAAGGCAUCAAAAAACAAGUGUCAGCUCAGGAAUUGCUGAAAUCUAAAAUCAUUAAUGAGAAAAUGUAUGAAGAACUCACUGCUGAAAAGGUUACGGUGGAACAAGUAAGCCAAAUUGAUUCUGUGCGCAGGUAUCUGCAAGGAACUAACAGCAUUGCAGGUGUGUUUGUACAGUCCACUAAAGAGAAAAUGAGCAUUUACCAAGCCAGCUGCAAAGGACUAUUGAAACCUGGAACCUCACUGGUUUUACUGGAGGCACAGGCAGCUACUGGAUUCAUGAUUGAUCCAGUGAAGAACAAUAAGCUCUCAGUAGAGGAAGCAGUAGCUCAGGGACUAGUGGGGUCUGAAUGGAAAAACAAACUGCUCUCUGCUGAGAGGGCAGUCACUGGCUAUACCGACCCCCACACAGGAAACGUCAUUUCAUUGUUCCAGGCCUUGAAGAAAGAUCUUAUUGUCAAGGACCAUGGCAUUCGUCUCCUGGAAGCACAGAUCGCUACUGGUGGCAUUAUUGAUCCAGUGCACAGUCACCGUGUGCCAGUGGAGGUGGCCUACCAGAGAGGAUACUUUGAUGAAGAAAUGAACCAAAUCCUUGCCACCCCAGAUGACGACACCAAGGGCUUCUUUGAUCCCAACACGGAGGAAAAUCUCACAUACUUGCAGCUUGUUGAAAGGUGUGUGAAAGAUGCAGAAACAGAUCUAAGCCUGCUUGUUGUAGUAAAGAAAGGAGAAUUUUAUUUCUUUAUUGAUGAAUGUACAAAGACAAUUCUUAAAACCACAACCACGGACCAGGCAGGAGGAAAAUUCCAGGGACAGGUGGUGUCUCUUUGGGAACUCUUAUACUCUAAAUACAUCACAGAGGAAAAGAGAAGAGAUCUGGUGCAGCAGUUUAAGUCUGGCACAAUAACGAUUGAAUACUUUUUGGAGCAUGUUCUGACAAUUGUACAGCAGAAAACCUCUAGCAUUCCUGUUAUUACCCCACCCAAAAUAUCAAAGGUUCUAACCUUCAAAGGCAUCAAAAAACAAGUGUCAGCUCAGGAUUUGCUGAAAUCUAAAAUCAUUAAUGAGAAAAUUUAUGAAGAACUCACUGCUGAAAAGGUUACGGUGGAACAAGUAAGCCAAAUUGAUUCUGUGCGCAAGUAUCUGCAAGGAACUAACAGCAUUGCAGGUGUGUUUGUACAGUCCACUAAAGAGAAAAUGAGCAUUUACCAAGCCAGAUGCAAAGGACUAUUGAAACCUGGAACCUCACUGGUUUUACUGGAGGCACAGGCAGCUACUGGAUUCAUGAUUGAUCCAGUGAAGAACAAUAAGCUCUCAGUAGAGGAAGCAGUAGCUCAGGGACUAGUGGGGUCUGAAUGGAAAAACAAACUGCUCUCUGCUGAGAGGGCAGUCACUGGCUAUACCGACCCCCACACAGGAAACGUCAUUUCAUUGUUCCAGGCCUUGAAGAAAGAUCUUAUUGUCAAGGACCAUGGCAUUCGUCUCCUGGAAGCACAGAUCGCUACUGGUGGCAUUAUUGAUCCAGUGCACAGUCACCGUGUGCCAGUGGAGGUGGCCUACCAGAGAGGAUACUUUGAUGAAGAAAUGAACCAAAUCCUUGCCACCCCAGAUGACGACACCAAGGGCUUCUUUGAUCCCAACACGGAGGAAAAUCUCACAUACUUGCAGCUUGUUGAAAGGUGUGUGAAAGAUGCAGAAACAGAUCUAAGCCUGCUUGUUGUAGUAAAGAAAGGAGAAUUUUAUUUCUUUAUUGAUGAAUGUACAAAGACAAUUCUUAAAACCACAACCACGGACCAGGCAGGAGGAAAAUUCCAGGGACAGGUGGUCUCUCUUUGGGAACUCUUAUACUCUAAAUAUAUCACAGAGGAAAAGAGAAGAGAUCUGGUGCAGCAGUUUAAGUCUGGCACAAUAACGAUUGAAUACUUUUUGGAGCAGGUUCUGACAAUUGUACAGCAGAAAACCUCUAGCAUUCCUGUUAUUACCCCACCCAAAAUAUCAAAGGUUCUAACCUUCAAAGGCAUCAAAAAACAAGUGUCAGCUCAGGAAUUGCUGAAAUCUAAAAUCAUUAAUGAGAAAAUUUAUGAAGAACUCACUGCUGAAAAGGUUACGGUGGAACAAGUAAGCCAAAUUGAUUCUGUGCGCAGGUAUCUGCAAGGAACAAACAGCAUUGCAGGUGUGUUUGUACAGUCCACUAAAGAGAAAAUGAGCAUUUACCAAGCCAAAUGCAAAGGACUAUUGAAACCUGGAACCUCACUGGUUUUACUGGAGGCACAGGCAGCUACUGGAUUCAUGAUUGAUCCAGUGAAGAACAAUAAACUCUCAGUAGAGGAAGCAGUAGCUCAGGGACUAGUGGGGUCUGAAUGGAAAAACAAACUGCUCUCUGCUGAGAGGGCAGUCACUGGCUAUACCGACCCCCACACAGGAAACGUCAUUUCAUUGUUCCAGGCCUUGAAGAAAGAUCUUAUUGUCAAGGACCAUGGCAUUCGUCUCCUGGAAGCACAGAUCGCUACUGGUGGCAUUAUUGAUCCAGUGCACAGUCACCGUGUGCCAGUGGAGGUGGCCUACCAGAGAGGAUACUUUGAUGAAGAAAUGAACCAAAUCCUUGCCACCCCAGAUGACGACACCAAGGGCUUCUUUGAUCCCAACACGGAGGAAAAUCUCACAUACUUGCAGCUUGUAGAAAGGUGUGUGAAAGAUGCAGAAACAGAUCUAAGCCUGCUUGUUGUAGUAAAGAAAGGAGAAUUUUAUUUCUUUAUUGAUGAAUGUACAAAGACAAUUCUUAAAACCACAACCACGGACCAGGCAGGAGGAAAAUUCCAGGGACAGGUGGUGUCUCUUUGGGAACUCUUAUACUCUAAAUACAUCACAGAGGAAAAGAGAAGAGAUCUGGUGCAGCAGUUUAAGUCUGGCACAAUAACGAUUGAAUACUUUUUGGAGCAUGUUCUGACAAUUGUACAGCAGAAAACCUCUAGCAUUCCUGUUAUUACCCCACCCAAAAUAUCAAAGGUUCUAACCUUCAAAGGCAUCAAAAAACAAGUGUCAGCUCAGGAAUUGCUGAAAUCUAAAAUCAUUAAUGAGAAAAUGUAUGAAGAGCUCACUGCUGAAAAGGUUACGGUGGAACAAGUAAGCCAAAUUGAUUCUGUGCGCAGGUAUCUGCAAGGAACAAACAGCAUUGCAGGUGUGUUUGUACAGUCCACUAAAGAGAAAAUGAGCAUUUACCAAGCCAAAUGCAAAGGACUAUUGAAACCUGGAACCUCACUGGUUUUACUGGAGGCACAGGCAGCUACUGGAUUCAUGAUUGAUCCAGUGAAGAACAAUAAACUCUCAGUAGAGGAAGCAGUAGCUCAGGGACUAGUGGGGUCUGAAUGGAAAAACAAACUGCUCUCUGCUGAGAGGGCAGUCACUGGCUAUACCGACCCCCACACAGGAAACGUCAUUUCAUUGUUCCAGGCCUUGAAGAAAGAUCUUAUUGUCAAGGACCAUGGCAUUCGUCUCCUGGAAGCACAGAUCGCUACUGGUGGCAUUAUUGAUCCAGUGCACAGUCACCGUGUGCCAGUGGAGGUGGCCUACCAGAGAGGAUACUUUGAUGAAGAAAUGAACCAAAUCCUUGCCACCCCAGAUGACGACACCAAGGGCUUCUUUGAUCCCAACACGGAGGAAAAUCUCACAUACUUGCAGCUUGUUGAAAGGUGUGUGAAAGAUGCAGAAACAGAUCUAAGCCUGCUUGUUGUAGUAAAGAAAGGAGAAUUUUAUUUCUUUAUUGAUGAAUGUACAAAGACAAUUCUUAAAACCACAACCACGGACCAGGCAGGAGGAAAAUUCCAGGGACAGGUGGUCUCUCUUUGGGAACUCUUAUACUCUAAAUACAUCACAGAGGAAAAGAGAAGAGAUCUGGUGCAGCAGUUUAAGUCUGGCACAAUAACGAUUGAAUACUUUUUGGAGCAUGUUCUGACAAUUGUACAGCAGAAAACCUCUAGCAUUCCUGUUAUUACCCCACCCAAAAUAUCAAAGGUUCUAACCUUCAAAGGCAUCAAAAAACAAGUGUCAGCUCAGGAUUUGCUGAAAUCUAAAAUCAUUAAUGAGAAAAUUUAUGAAGAACUCACUGCUGAAAAGGUUACGGUGGAACAAGUAAGCCAAAUUGAUUCUGUGCGCAAGUAUCUGCAAGGAACUAACAGCAUUGCAGGUGUGUUUGUACAGUCCACUAAAGAGAAAAUGAGCAUUUACCAAGCCAGAUGCAAAGGACUAUUGAAACCUGGAACCUCACUGGUUUUACUGGAGGCACAGGCAGCUACUGGAUUCAUGAUUGAUCCAGUGAAGAACAAUAAGCUCUCAGUAGAGGAAGCAGUAGCUCAGGGACUAGUGGGGUCUGAAUGGAAAAACAAACUGCUCUCUGCUGAGAGGGCAGUCACUGGCUAUACCGACCCCCACACAGGAAACGUCAUUUCAUUGUUCCAGGCCUUGAAGAAAGAUCUUAUUGUCAAGGACCAUGGCAUUCGUCUCCUGGAAGCACAGAUCGCUACUGGUGGCAUUAUUGAUCCAGUGCACAGUCACCGUGUGCCAGUGGAGGUGGCCUACCAGAGAGGAUACUUUGAUGAAGAAAUGAACCAAAUCCUUGCCACCCCAGAUGACGACACCAAGGGCUUCUUUGAUCCCAACACGGAGGAAAAUCUCACAUACUUGCAGCUUGUUGAAAGGUGUGUGAAAGAUGCAGAAACAGAUCUAAGCCUGCUUGUUGUAGUAAAGAAAGGAGAAUUUUAUUUCUUUAUUGAUGAAUGUACAAAGACAAUUCUUAAAACCACAACCACGGACCAGGCAGGAGGAAAAUUCCAGGGACAGGUGGUCUCUCUUUGGGAACUCUUAUACUCUAAAUAUAUCACAGAGGAAAAGAGAAGAGAUCUGGUGCAGCAGUUUAAGUCUGGCACAAUAACGAUUGAAUACUUUUUGGAGCAGGUUCUGACAAUUGUACAGCAGAAAACCUCUAGCAUUCCUGUUAUUACCCCACCCAAAAUAUCAAAGGUUCUAACCUUCAAAGGCAUCAAAAAACAAGUGUCAGCUCAGGAAUUGCUGAAAUCUAAAAUCAUUAAUGAGAAAAUUUAUGAAGAACUCACUGCUGAAAAGGUUACGGUGGAACAAGUAAGCCAAAUUGAUUCUGUGCGCAGGUAUCUGCAAGGAACAAACAGCAUUGCAGGUGUGUUUGUACAGUCCACUAAAGAGAAAAUGAGCAUUUACCAAGCCAAAUGCAAAGGACUAUUGAAACCUGGAACCUCACUGGUUUUACUGGAGGCACAGGCAGCUACUGGAUUCAUGAUUGAUCCAGUGAAGAACAAUAAACUCUCAGUAGAGGAAGCAGUAGCUCAGGGACUAGUGGGGUCUGAAUGGAAAAACAAACUGCUCUCUGCUGAGAGGGCAGUCACUGGCUAUACCGACCCCCACACAGGAAACGUCAUUUCAUUGUUCCAGGCCUUGAAGAAAGAUCUUAUUGUCAAGGACCAUGGCAUUCGUCUCCUGGAAGCACAGAUCGCUACUGGUGGCAUUAUUGAUCCAGUGCACAGUCACCGUGUGCCAGUGGAGGUGGCCUACCAGAGAGGAUACUUUGAUGAAGAAAUGAACCAAAUCCUUGCCACCCCAGAUGACGACACCAAGGGCUUCUUUGAUCCCAACACGGAGGAAAAUCUCACAUACUUGCAGCUUGUAGAAAGGUGUGUGAAAGAUGCAGAAACAGAUCUAAGCCUGCUUGUUGUAGUAAAGAAAGGAGAAUUUUAUUUCUUUAUUGAUGAAUGUACAAAGACAAUUCUUAAAACCACAACCACGGACCAGGCAGGAGGAAAAUUCCAGGGACAGGUGGUGUCUCUUUGGGAACUCUUAUACUCUAAAUACAUCACAGAGGAAAAGAGAAGAGAUCUGGUGCAGCAGUUUAAGUCUGGCACAAUAACGAUUGAAUACUUUUUGGAGCAUGUUCUGACAAUUGUACAGCAGAAAACCUCUAGCAUUCCUGUUAUUACCCCACCCAAAAUAUCAAAGGUUCUAACCUUCAAAGGCAUCAAAAAACAAGUGUCAGCUCAGGAAUUGCUGAAAUCUAAAAUCAUUAAUGAGAAAAUGUAUGAAGAGCUCACUGCUGAAAAGGUUACGGUGGAACAAGUAAGCCAAAUUGAUUCUGUGCGCAGGUAUCUGCAAGGAACAAACAGCAUUGCAGGUGUGUUUGUACAGUCCACUAAAGAGAAAAUGAGCAUUUACCAAGCCAAAUGCAAAGGACUAUUGAAACCUGGAACCUCACUGGUUUUACUGGAGGCACAGGCAGCUACUGGAUUCAUGAUUGAUCCAGUGAAGAACAAUAAACUCUCAGUAGAGGAAGCAGUAGCUCAGGGACUAGUGGGGUCUGAAUGGAAAAACAAACUGCUCUCUGCUGAGAGGGCAGUCACUGGCUAUACCGACCCCCACACAGGAAACGUCAUUUCAUUGUUCCAGGCCUUGAAGAAAGAUCUUAUUGUCAAGGACCAUGGCAUUCGUCUCCUGGAAGCACAGAUCGCUACUGGUGGCAUUAUUGAUCCAGUGCACAGUCACCGUGUGCCAGUGGAGGUGGCCUACCAGAGAGGAUACUUUGAUGAAGAAAUGAACCAAAUCCUUGCCACCCCAGAUGACGACACCAAGGGCUUCUUUGAUCCCAACACGGAGGAAAAUCUCACAUACUUGCAGCUUGUUGAAAGGUGUGUGAAAGAUGCAGAAACAGAUCUAAGCCUGCUUGUUGUAGUAAAGAAAGGAGAAUUUUAUUUCUUUAUUGAUGAAUGUACAAAGACAAUUCUUAAAACCACAACCACGGACCAGGCAGGAGGAAAAUUCCAGGGACAGGUGGUCUCUCUUUGGGAACUCUUAUACUCUAAAUACAUCACAGAGGAAAAGAGAAGAGAUCUGGUGCAGCAGUUUAAGUCUGGCACAAUAACGAUUGAAUACUUUUUGGAGCAGGUUCUGACAAAUGUACAGCAGAAAACUUCUAGUAUUCCUGUUAUUACCCCACCCAAAAUAUCAAAGGUUCUAACCUUCAAAGGCAUCAAAAAACAAGUGUCAGCUCAGGAAUUGCUGAAAUCUAAAAUCAUUAAUGAGAAAAUUUAUGAAGAACUCACUGCUGAAAAGGUUACGGUGGAACAAGUAAGCCAAAUUGAUUCUGUGCGCAGGUAUCUGCAAGGAACAAACAGCAUUGCAGGUGUGUUUGUACAGUCCACUAAAGAGAAAAUGAGCAUUUACCAAGCCAAAUGCAAAGGACUAUUGAAACCUGGAACCUCACUGGUUUUACUGGAGGCACAGGCAGCUACUGGAUUCAUGAUUGAUCCAGUGAAGAACAAUAAACUCUCAGUAGAGGAAGCAGUAGCUCUGGGACUAGUGGGGUCUGAAUGGAAAAACAAACUGCUCUCUGCUGAGAGGGCAGUCACUGGCUAUACCGACCCCCACACAGGAAACGUCAUUUCAUUGUUCCAGGCCUUGAAGAAAGAUCUUAUUGUCAAGGACCAUGGCAUUCGUCUCCUGGAAGCACAGAUCGCUACUGGUGGCAUUAUUGAUCCAGUGCACAGUCACCGUGUGCCAGUGGAGGUGGCCUACCAGAGAGGAUACUUUGAUGAAGAAAUGAACCAAAUCCUUGCCACCCCAGAUGACGACACCAAGGGCUUCUUUGAUCCCAACACGGAGGAAAAUCUCACAUACUUGCAGCUUGUUGAAAGGUGUGUGAAAGAUGCAGAAACAGAUCUAAGCCUGCUUGUUGUAGUAAAGAAAGGAGAAUUUUAUUUCUUUAUUGAUGAAUGUACAAAGACAAUUCUUAAAACCACAACCACGGACCAGGCAGGAGGAAAAUUCCAGGGACAGGUGGUCUCUCUUUGGGAACUCUUAUACUCUAAAUACAUCACAGAGGAAAAGAGAAGAGAUCUGGUGCAGCAGUUUAAGUCUGGCACAAUAACGAUUGAAUACUUUUUGGAGCAGGUUCUGACAAUUGUACAGCAGAAAACCUCUAGCAUUCCUGUUAUUACCCCACCCAAAAUAUCAAAGGUUCUAACCUUCAAAGGCAUCAAAAAACAAGUGUCAGCUCAGGAAUUGCUGAAAUCUAAAAUCAUUAAUGAGAAAAUUUAUGAAGAACUCACUGCUGAAAAGGUUACAGUGGAACAAGUAAGCCAAAUUGAUUCUGUGCGCAGGUAUCUGCAAGGAACUAACAGCAUUGCAGGUGUGUUUGUACAGUCCACUAAAGAGAAAAUGAGCAUUUACCAAGCCAAAUGCAAAGGACUAUUGAAACCUGGAACCUCACUGGUUUUACUGGAGGCACAGGCAGCUACUGGAUUCAUGAUUGAUCCAGUGAAGAACAAUAAACUCUCAGUAGAGGAAGCAGUAGCUCAGGGACUAGUGGGGUCUGAAUGGAAAAACAAACUGCUCUCUGCUGAGAGGGCAGUCACUGGCUAUACCGACCCCCACACAGGAAACGUCAUUUCAUUGUUCCAGGCCUUGAAGAAAGAUCUUAUUGUCAAGGACCAUGGCAUUCGUCUCCUGGAAGCACAGAUCGCUACUGGUGGCAUUAUUGAUCCAGUGCACAGUCACCGUGUGCCAGUGGAGGUGGCCUACCAGAGAGGAUACUUUGAUGAAGAAAUGAACCAAAUCCUUGCCACCCCAGAUGACGACACCAAGGGCUUCUUUGAUCCCAACACGGAGGAAAAUCUCACAUACUUGCAGCUUGUUGAAAGGUGUGUGAAAGAUCAAGCCAAUGGUUUUAUGUUACUCCUUUUGAAAAAGUAGACCAUUUCCUUCGCUUACACUUUUUAAUGUCUAAGCAGGUGAUUCAUUAUAAAAACAUUUUUUUUCUUUCUUUACUGCAAUAUGUUUACCGUGCUUUUACAAAUUAAUAUGGUGAGUUUGGGAGUUACCUUUUCUUACAGAUGUUUUAAUCACGUACAUUAAAGCAAGGAAAACAUGAAACACCAAACGUUCUGGUUUAAAACCUUAAUGUAGGUGCUUAGGACAUGUUCUUACAUUUUUGAUACAAAUAUUUAACCAAUUAGGAACUUUGAACAGGUAAGAAUUAACAAUGCAAGGAAUGAGCAUGUCAAUAAAAUCAUAAAAGAUUUAAAGCUUUAUUCUUAACAGAUCAGUAGUAGAAAAAUACUUUUUACUUACUGCCUGAGUGAACUGUUUACUUUUACCCCAUUAAUAAACAAUUUUUUUGAA
Molecule: messenger RNA, 15817 nt
Organism: Electrophorus electricus (electric eel)
Lineage: Eukaryota; Metazoa; Chordata; Actinopteri; Gymnotiformes; Gymnotidae
Gene: eppk1
Product: epiplakin 1
Biological process (GO): intermediate filament bundle assembly; wound healing
Cellular component (GO): cytoplasm; membrane; cell junction
Molecular function (GO): keratin filament binding; structural molecule activity
Source: RefSeq, a predicted model, not a curated record